Molecule: messenger RNA, 1968 nt
Organism: Colossoma macropomum (tambaqui)
Lineage: Eukaryota; Metazoa; Chordata; Actinopteri; Characiformes; Serrasalmidae
Gene: kansl2
Product: KAT8 regulatory NSL complex subunit 2
Exons: 10
Coding region: 291-1706 (471 amino acids)
Cellular component (GO): NSL complex
Source: RefSeq, a predicted model, not a curated record
AUCACAGUUGAGGAGGGCGGGCCUAUUGGGGGAGGACGCGGGCUCAUCGUUGGGCAAGACCCGACUUGCGUUUGCUUUUGUGACGGACUCCGGAGUUUGGCUACAGCGGAGUGAAAUACCGGCCAAGAUGAACCGGAUUCGGAUCCACGUGCUGCCGUCAAGCAGGGGACGGGUCACUCAGGCUGGUCGCACCCAGGAGCCCCAGGCCUGCGCCUACACCCAAAGAGCCUGCUCACAACCCCGCCUGGAAGGUUGGGAGUUCUGCAUCAAGCACAUACUGGAGGACAAGAAUGCCCCUUACAGGCAGUGCAGCUAUGUGUCCAACAAAAAUGGCAAGCGCUGUCCCAAUGCAGCACCGAAACCUGAGAAGAAGGAUGGAUUGUUCUGAUCAUCCUUUUGACAUGGGCUGUGUUGCAUUUUCUCUGUCCAGUGUGGCGUUUUGUGCUGAGCAUGCCCAUAGAAAUGCUCUGGCUUUGCAAGCACAGAUGCGCAAGGCCUCCUCGGGACCUUCCCCAGAGAUGCUGCUCUCUCAGCUCAGCGGCUACAGCAGGGCAGAAUCGGGAGCCCUCGGCCAAGAUGGACGCAGUGAAGCAAGCCGCAUUCUAGAUGAGGAUAGCUGGAGUGAAGAGGAGCAGGACCCGGUGGUGUUGGAUCAGAUGUGGAGAGGGGAUCCAGACAGUGAAGCUGACAGCAUAGAUAGCGAUCACGAAGACCCGCUGAAACAUGCUGGCAUAUACACAGCCGAAGAAGUCGCUCUUAUUACUCGUGAAAAGCUCAUCAGACUCCAGUCACUGUACAUAGACCAGUUUAAACGACUGCAGCACUUGCUGAAGGAAAAAAAACGACGCUACUUGCACAGCCGCAAGAUUGAGCAUGAGACAAUAGGCAGCAGUCUUUUGACGGGACCUGAAGGUCUGUCCAUGAAGGAACGAGAAAAUCUUAGAAAGCUGAAGGCUCUGCGACGCUACCGUCGUCGUUAUGGUGUUGAGGCUUUGUUACACAGGCAACUCAGAGAACGCAGACAGGCUAUAACCGAGGGAGGAACAGCACAGGCUCACUCAGUACGACCAAGCCAGAGGUGCAUUUCCUUUGUGGAAGGAACACGAUGUUCAAACCAGUGCCUGCCUAUGACGCGACAUUGUGUCUCUCACAUUUACCAAGAUGGUAGUCAGGUACUGUUUAAGAUGUGUCCUGGCCUGAAGGAUGUACCCUGUGACCGACCUGUGCAUAUGGGCCAGUCAGAGGAGCCACGGUGCCCUUUACAUCUCUCUCUGCCGCCUCCCAUGUAUCAGCCUGAGCAGGAGACCUUGGCCCCAGAACAGCUGGCCUCAGCCCCCACAGACCUGUAUCUCAGCGCUGCAGAGCUGCAGCCCACUGAGAGUCUGCCACUGGAGUUCAGUGAUGAUCUGGAUGUGGUGGGAGAUGAGGGGAUGCAGUGCCCACCGUCACCUCUGCUCUUCGACACAGCGCUGGCUCUGGAGGACCAGACCAUCCGUGCCAUAGCUGAGGCCCCCAUGGACAUCCUGACUGGGGCUGAGCAUGGAGAUCUGGACGGCUCAUCACAUGACCCAGAGCUUUCAGAAACGGAUGAAAUGUCAGUGAUAGAUCAGGCCGUGUCAGAGGUACCCGAGACAGCAGGAGAGGAGGAUGCCACGCAGAAUUCAUCAAAGGACCCUGACACAAUAACAACAGAUGCCACAUCCUGAGCACCUUGUGACCUGAAUUUCUCAGCUGUCUGUAGACCUUAUUACCUGCUGCACUGUUGUGGUUUCAGAACAUGGAGUCUGACCAAAAGCCAUAUUUACAAAGCCUGCCCCCGCAGUGCAAAGACUGUACCCUAUUUAUGGAAAACGUUCAGAUGUGUAUUAUAAAAGGUAAUCGCUAGAGGACUGAUGUUAACAUAGAAACUGCGCCUGAAUCUGUUGUUGUACUUGGAAAUAAAACAGAACGUGUCACCGUAGUCCUGAA